UGCUGGAUCAAGAAGAAACUUGGAAGACAGAACUGACUAAAACCAUGAGCUCCAUCUUACAGAAAGCCGUCAGACCAAUGUGGGCUGUCAGAGGACUGCAAAAGUCUGUAAUGGAGGUCCUGAAAUACCCCGCCCGUGAGGACACGGUCACGGGGACGUUUGGAAAGUUCAUCAGUGAAGUGAAGCCACAACACUUGUCCCCUGUGGUCCUUCAUCGCAGUAAGAGGAUGUUGCUGGACAGUAUUGGAGUUGGUCUCCUUGGCAGCACAACGGAUGUCUUUCAACUGGUACUCCGGCACUCCCAGCUCAUGUACGCCCGUCAUGACGUCAGCUCUGUCUACGGACACGAGGGCACCAAGCUCUCGCCAACACUGGCAGCUUUUGUCAACGGAGUGGCGACUCACGCCAUGGACUUUGAUGAUACCUGGCACCCUGCCACUCAUCCCUCGGGAGCAGUGCUUCCCGCUGUGCUGGCUCUCAGCGACAUGAUGCCUGCCAACGGCAAACCCAGUGGCCUGGACUUCCUGCUGGCCUUCAAUGUUGGCAUUGAGAUCCAGGGACGACUCAUGAGGUUCUCUAAUGAGGCCUGUAACAUCCCCAAGAGAUUUCACCCUCCCAGUGUGGUGGGGACGAUGGGAAGUGCAGCAGCCUGUGCUAGACUCUUGUCGCUGACUCCGUCCGAGUGCAGUCACGCCUUAGCCGUUGCUGCAUCUCUCUCCGGAGCCCCGAUGGCUAAUGCUGCAACUCAGUCCAAACCCAUGCACGUAGGCAAUGCCUCCCGUCUGGGGCUAGAGGCCGCUAUACUGGCCUCUCAAGGACUUGAGGCAAGCCAGCUUGUCCUUGAUGCUGUGGAAGGGGUUGCUGGUUUCAGUGCUUUCUACAAAGACUACAACCCACAGCAUUUGAAAUCACCCAAGGAUGGCGACCAUGUAUUCUUGCUAGAGGAGCAGGAUAUAGCUUUCAAGCGCUUCCCUGCACAUCUGGGCAUGCACUGGGUGGCAGACGCUGCGGCCUCAGUGCACAAGGACCUUGUGGGUUUUGGUCCUGACACUGUGUCUUCGGCUCACAUUCAGGCCAUCCUCCUCAGAGUUCCCAACUCAAAAUACAUCAACAGGGCUUUCCCAGAGUCGCACCACCAGGCCCGCCAUUCUUUCCAGUUCAACGCUUGCAGUGCUCUCCUGGACGGCGAAGUAACCGUGGAGUCCUUCAGCCCUGCAGCCAUGGCCCGUGCUGAGCUCAUCCAGUUGCUGAGGCGUGUCCGCGUGGAGCAUCCCGAUGACAACCCUGCCAACUUCGAUCACAUGUACGGUGAAGUCCAAGUAGUACUUGUCGGGGGGGACAUUCUGAGAGGUCGCUGCGACACAUUUUAUGGUCAUUGGCGCAAACCACUGACCGAUGAGAGCUUGCGAAAGAAGUUCAGGAAUAACGCAGGGGCUGUUUUUCCCCAAGACAAAGUUGAGAGGGUGAUUCAAACAGUGCAAGAGAUGGAAAAACUGAAUGACUGUACCCCGCUUCUCUCAGAACUGCAGUGA
Syngnathoides biaculeatus (alligator pipefish) is the source of this 1532-nucleotide messenger RNA. It is a transcript of the gene irg1l, whose product is annotated as immunoresponsive gene 1, like. Bases 45 to 1532 code for a protein of 495 amino acids. Gene Ontology annotation, molecular function: lyase activity. The transcript has 6 exons. The record is from RefSeq and is a predicted model, not a curated record. NCBI's taxonomy places the organism in Eukaryota, Metazoa, Chordata, Actinopteri, Syngnathiformes, Syngnathidae.